Messenger RNA from Aspergillus nidulans FGSC A4, 525 nucleotides. RefSeq lists its product as uncharacterized. The record is from RefSeq and is a predicted model, not a curated record. NCBI's taxonomy places the organism in Eukaryota, Fungi, Ascomycota, Eurotiomycetes, Eurotiales, Aspergillaceae. The transcript has a single exon. The coding region runs from base 1 to 525 and encodes 174 amino acids.
AUGAGAAUCACCUCCAUUGCAUCGCUCGUCCUGGUGGGAUGCGCCCUCGCCGCACCCCCUCAACCCCAAUUCGAAGGCCUCGGUGGUGAAACUCCCAGUCCCACCCCAACCAGCCUCCCAGUACCAUCCGGCAGCGCCUCUCCCACUUUUCUUCCCCCUCCUGGGCCUCCUGGGCCUGGAGAGAGCAGUCUCCCGUUCGCCGUCUACGGAGCCAGGGGUCCUCCCUAUGCCGAAGGAGGUGAGGGUUUGCCAACUCCCUCUGGCGGCCCAUACCCCACCGGCUUCCCUGGCAGCGGUAUCCCGCCCCCCGUGCCUACCUUCAGCGUUCCCAUCGACGCUGUCAAGCGCCAAUUUGAGGGCGCUCCUGCUUUCGGCGGAGAGGGUGAGGGCCAGGGUCCACCUCUGGCGCCAACACCGAGCGUCCCCGGCUUUCCCUUUGGCCCUGGGGGCAUCCCAUCUGGCGCUACGCCUACUCCUAGCGGUACCCCCAGCGGUAUCCCUAGUGGGUUUCCGUUCCAGGCGUAA